GCAAAAGGGACGGCUGCGCCAAGCAACACUGUAUGCCGGCUCUACGAAGAGGCCUACUACCGCAGAAUAUAGACAGAUCUACCGAUUGCUCUAUCAUGACGUCCAUCAGUGUCUUGCUGAUGAGUCUGUUGGUGGUCAUCAGCCCUGCCGAAGCAGUGAUGGACGCCAAACAGGUCAGUCAUACAGCGGAAGAACAAAUGGGCAGCGCUUCUCAUGUAUGUGUGCCUGUCGUGCAGUCUGCCGGUUUCGUCCUCUUUCGCCGUCCCAUCCCGCCCAUCAGUGUGCCCUCGUCGGCCAACCGCAUUGCGUAUCGCCGCGACCCCAAAGUGACGGUGGCCAGCUCAACCAUGGACCUCCUUCAUGCCUUGACCGCCUCAGUAGACGUGAAGGUCUGGGUGAACAUCACUACCAACAAGAGGAAGAGGGGCACGUACGGCGUCAAAUGCACUCCCGACAAGCCUCUUGGCAUCGUCCUGGACCGGGCUUGUGAGGAGGAGAUUACCUCGUCAAUCCUCAAAGGUCUCGACAGCUAUGCCUUCGUGUACAACGGGACGCAGCUGGCUGUGAGCGACACUGUGGCCGAGGUGCUGGAGAGGGCCGGCAACAACGCAGCCAACGCCAUCACACUCGAAGUCACCAAAGCACCGAGUAAGCCAACCAGCGAGGCAGCCAGACAGCCGUAGGAUGAUGCAGGGAGGUGGCGGGAGGGGUCAUGGGAAGAGCGGGAAGGAGACAGAGGACGGGUAAGUAACAUACGGACACGUGUGUGUCUGUGUGUGCGUUCGUGUCAGCGAAGGCACGUGUGAACAGACGACGCGCGAGGCGCCGCUUCAGGGGCUCGAGCGUCGAUGAAGGGCUUUAUGAGGCUCUCAUAGAUGACAGAGGCUCGAGCGUCGAUGAAGCGCUUUAUUAUGCUCUCAUUUGUGAUGAUGAUUGAUCGCUUGGUACUGAAUCUGCCCGGCUCCAGCUCUACGGCUACAGGCUCGACCCGCAAACAAUCGCCCCAAUCCGGCCUUUCUGUCUGCUUGCUGACCACUCUGAUGUCGGCUGCCAUCUGUCUGUGUCUGCAGUGCCUGAGGCUUUACGCGGUAGCGAUGCCGCCGGCGAGUUUGGCAUUGAGUGCGCCAGGCCGCUGCUCAUGGGGCCUUGACGACUACUGCAACCUGACGACUUGGGCGUCCGUCCAUGUGUUGCUUCGGGUGUGAACUGAGGAGGACAGCUCGCCAGACAACUACCACCUCAGCCUGAUCUGGUUGAUGGCUUCACACACACGCAGGCCGCCUGACUAUUUCACAUGUGCGGAUCUGCCAUCAAGUAGGGGCGGGAAAGGAACGGAUGUGUAGUGUAGUGUGAAACACGAAGGUUUUUCGUUUGUAUAUUAUGUGCGGCCCAUCCUGCCUCUCUGUGUGUGACUGACUCUCUCGACUGAUGGGUGUUCUUAGUUUGUCGACCAGUGAGCCGGUCUUCCUUGGUUGGUGUGGUGUGUGGUGUGUGUGGGACUCGGCGAGUGAAUGAGUGCACACAUGGCAUCCGGCGGCCGGCCGUGACGACAAAGUGAAGGAUGUCUGUGGGGUGUGAUUGACGUCUGUGUGAUGUGAGGGUGAGGUCAAGUGACAGACAGACAGACGGGCAGCCCUACACGUGUGGACAUCGUCGAAUGGAA
Vitrella brassicaformis is the source of this 1663-nucleotide messenger RNA. NCBI's taxonomy places the organism in Eukaryota, Vitrellaceae. The record is from the annotation of a GenBank genome assembly.